AUGGUCCACGUCCCCGGUGUUAAGCACAGAGCUGCUGACGCGCUAUCUCGCCACACAACAGGUCCAACCAAACCAGAAAGGAUGCUACUAUCAGACGACGUCGCAGCUACCGCUGACUCAGAAGCCACCUUCCCCUUCAACGACCUUGGAUACUUUUCCCUAGCAGGCGUCCGCUCUCAGGAUCCACCACGCAACUACAACCCAGAUGAUCAACUAGCUUCAUCAGCCUUGGCGGCACUCAGCACCAUGGCAAUAACAUGGGAGAGAGUUAAGCUGGCGACCACAAGCGACCAUGACAUGACACAAUUGAUCACUCUCAUCGAAUCUGGGUUUCCCCGGCUCAGACACGAAUUACCAUCCAACCUUCAAGAAUACUACCCAUUCCGCAACCAUCUCCAUACCAUAGACAGUGUCAUCAUGUACAAGGAGAGAAUUGUCAUCCCACCCCCCCCUCCGCCCACACAUCCUCAGUGUACUACAUUGUGCCCACCAAGGAGUGACUUCCAUGAUAGCACGAGCCAAGUCAACAGUCUUCUGGCCAGGCAUCACUCCCACUGUCACAGCGCUUCGAACCAACUGUCAACACUGCAACCGCAUGGCCCCCUCUCAACCCAGCGCCCCACCCUAUCCUCCCACACCAGCGAUCUACCCUUUUCAAUGCAUCUGUGCAGACUUCUUUCACCACAAAGGCAUGCAAUACCUCGUAAUUGUUGACUGUUACUCUAACUGGCCAAUCAUCGAGUGAGCACAAGAUGGGGCGAAAGGUCUAAUCAAUUGCUUGAGACGCCUGUUUGCCACCUUCGGAAUCCCUGAUGAGUGCGCUACAGAUGGUGGCCCAGAAUUCACUGCAGCCUCCACCCGUCAGUUCUUUAAAGAUUGGGGAGUUAACCACCGUCUUUCCUCUGUGGCAUUCCCGCAUUCCAACUGCAGGGCUGAGAUAGGCAUUAAAACCGUUAAACGCAUCAUAACCAACAACACAGACACACGAGGAAGUCUUGACACCGACUCCUUGCAACACGCAAUCCUACAAUAUCGCAACACACCAGACCCAAACACCAACCUAUCCCCCGCACAAUGUGUCUUCGGCAGGCCCAUCAAGGACUUCAUCCCCAUCUUACCAGGCCGAUACAUUCCCCACCCCACAUGCGGAGACACCCUAUCUGCCAGAGAGCAAGCUCUAAGAAACUGCCACAUGCAAGCGUCAGAACGCUGGUCUGAACACACCAAACGACUACCACCCCUGAAAGUUGGCGACCAUGUUCACAUCCAAAAUCAAACUGGCCCCCACCCCACCAAAUGGGACAAAACCGGCGUUAUCGUGGAAGUACGCCAGUUUGACCAAUACAUCGUCAGAGUUGAUGGGUCUGGUAGAGUCACCAUGCGCAAUCGCAAGUUCUUACGACAAUAUGUCCCUGUUGGUAUAUUACCACCUCAUCACACGAUCAUGGAUGAUCUACGCCAACAUCACUACACCUUCAGCUGA
Paramuricea clavata is the source of this 1483-nucleotide messenger RNA. The record is from the annotation of a GenBank genome assembly. Lineage: Eukaryota; Metazoa; Cnidaria; Anthozoa; Malacalcyonacea; Plexauridae.